This is a messenger RNA of Chroicocephalus ridibundus (black-headed gull), 3163 nucleotides long. It is a transcript of the gene TTC31, whose product is annotated as tetratricopeptide repeat domain 31. The transcript is spliced from 16 exons. Gene Ontology annotation, molecular function: RNA binding; protein binding. NCBI's taxonomy places the organism in Eukaryota, Metazoa, Chordata, Aves, Charadriiformes, Laridae. The record is from RefSeq and is a predicted model, not a curated record. The coding region runs from base 272 to 2278 and encodes 668 amino acids.
GGGCAGGGCUGACCCGCUGGGAGGACAGCGCCGCCGCGCCUGGUGGAGGGAGGGGUUCCCGGGAGAAGCGGGAGGCGGCCGGGCCCAGCGGCUUCAAGGGGACGGCGGGAGGGGACGCGGAGCCCCGGUCCCUGCUUGGUGCGGGCCUUGCGGGCCGCCGUCCUGCCCACACCCAACAUGACGCCCGGGCAGCCUCAGUCCGCGCCUUGCCCCACUUCCGGCUCGCGCUGUGCCCCACUUCCGGCGAGUCCGGAGGUGGUGGCCCGGGGCGAUGAGGGGGGCUGGCGGGACGCGGGACCCGGCCGGGCCGGGCUUGGGCGCCUCUAGGCUCUGGGCUGACCCCUUCGUGUGCCCCUGGGGCUGCGUGCUCUACCCGAAUGGCUGGAGCGUCGCGCCCUUCUGUCCCCGGCAUUGCCUGCCCGGCGCCGCCGAGGCCGAGAGUAGCGGGCGGCAGGUACGUGGGGAGCUGGGGGCAGCGGGGGCUGGGGCCGGGAGCCCCGCGGGGGGCAGUGCCGCCUCCCCCGGGCCGGUGCCGCCGCUGCAGCUCCCGGUGCCGCCGCAGACAGCCUUCCGCAUUGUGAACCGCGGCGCGAGUAGGGAAGCGUCCGGGACCGGGGACGACUUCGGCCACGGCCCGGGCUUCUGGUACUCCCCCAGCCGGCUGGAGGAGUCCAGCGAGGAGGAAGAGCAGUAUGAAGAGGAGGAGGAAUGGAUUGGCUUCAGCCAGCACUGGGACGCGUCGAGUGAGAACAGCGACGCCCCCUACAACUUCUGUGGGUUCAAGAAGUCCUUCUUGUGUCAGGAGCCUCUGCCCGCUCAUCCGCUUCCAAGCGCUCUUGAGGUGAAGAUGCACAGGCUGCCUGCACCCUGGAGGCACCAGCUUACAGCUGAGGAAGCAGAGAAGAACGCACAGGAGCUGGUGGCAGAGGAGGAGCGGAUGAAGAGGAAGGCGGAGAAGAAGAAGCUAAAGAAGAAGAAGCAGAAAGACCGGAAGAAACGAGAGAAACUGGGACAAGAGCUGAAAAGCAAGCAGGAGGACGAGUCAAACACCUCAUCCUUGAACAGCGCUGUGGGAGCUGGGCACCCACAAAAGAGCAAUGCUGAGGAAGGGGAGGGUUGGCUGAGCCCCAGCCCCUCCCCAUGCCUUGGGGACAGUGCAGCUUCCUCGGGAGAGGAGGGAAGAGGCCAGGAGGCUAAGGCGGGGGAGAUGGAGGAUGAGCUGGACCUGAGCUGCACCUUCGUCUUCAAAGCCCGUCAGAAAGCGGGCGUGAAGGUGCCGGCACCUGGGAAGGAGAAGCCGGCUAGGACAGACAACACAGAGCCAGGCAAGAGGGUACCGGGGAAGGCACCCGAGCCCGAGCCUGUACCCCUGGACACGAAUGUGGUGCAGCAGAGCCUGAUUCUCGCAGGCCGUGGCAACGAGGCAGCCCAGAAGGGCCACUACGCUGAGGCGGUGCAGGCCUUCACGGAGGCCAUGAAGCUGAACCCCAGGGAGCACCGGCUCUUUGGGAACCGUUCCUACUGCUACGAGAAGCUUCAGCGCUACAAGGAGGCCCUCAGGGAUGCGCAGGUGUCGCUGGGGCUCCAGCCCGGGUGGCCCAAAGGCUUCUUCCGCAAGGGCAAGGCUCUGCAGGGGCUGAAGCGCUAUGCUGAGGCUGCCAGCACUUUCGAGGAGCUGCUGCGCCUGGAUGGUGCCAACGCCGAGGCGGCUGCCCAGCUGGAAGCCUGCCGGGCCCUGCUGCGGCAGAGCAGCCCCCGCAGCCAGAGCAGCUCAGGGGGGGUCCCUGUGUCCCCGUCCCUGCUGGAGGCUGGGGAGCCACCACUGUCUCCCUCUGGGGAGUGGGCGAGUGGGAGCUGCCAGGACACAGACACAAGUGGCUUUGUGACCGUUGUGAGCUCCAGGAGCCAGGCGAGGGGCCAGGGCCAGGCCCCGAGCAGUAGCCAGCAGACACUGCCUCGGACCCAUCCUGCCAGGGACUGCUAUCCCCUCUGGGUGGGGAACAUCACCCCCAGGAUCAGCAAGAAGGUGCUGCAGAGCUCCUUCAGCCCGUUUGGGGAGAUCCGCUUCAUCCGGAUGCUGCCAGAGAGACGUUGUGCCUUCAUCAACUACACACGGAAAGUGGCAGCGGAAGCAGCCUACGUGGCCAUGCAGGAUGCCGAGGUGGAAGGAAGCAGGCUGGUGCUGCAGCUCAAGCACCCCUCCCACGCCACCCCGUCCCCCCGGUGGCACUCGGAGCCCCGCGGUGAGGUGGGUGCCCUCCCCAGGGGGCUCCUGUAGCCAGGGGGGUCUCCCCAGCUACACUGCAGUGGAGCCGGACCCCGCGUGGUGCCUUCCUGCCUGCAUGCUGUGGAGGAGCUGGGCCCCCUCGCUGCACCUUGGAUGGCUGAGAUGGGGCAGUGUGGCUCCCUGCCUGUCCCAUGCCGGGUUGGGUGUGCUGGCAUGGUGCCUGCCAGCUGCACAGCCCUCCUGCCAUGGAGUUAUCAGCCACUGUGGACAUUGACCCCCAACCAGAGGAGCCUGCUCCUUCCUGCCUGAGCCUGGGGCCUGCCUGCUCUGCCCCCCCAGGGGCCUGGACCAUGAGCGGUGGCUCCUGGCCCCACCCUGGGCUUUGGUGCCCAGCAAAGGAGGAGCCGGGGCACCCGGUGCCAGGUGCCUUCUGCUGGACAGGGGGUCUUGGGGUGGGGGCUGGCAGCGGGACCCCUACCCUGCCCCCCCCCUCCCCUGCUACCGUGGCUCCUGGGGCCUCUGCAGGGGCCUCAGCCUGCUUUUGCCCUGCCUGUGCCUUGCCCUUGGGGGACCUGCCCCCCUCCUGCCCCCUCUGUGGGUGGGGGUCCCCCUUGCUCCUAGUGCCUCAAGGGGCUGCGCCUUGUGGGGCUGCCCCUGGCAGGGGGCUGUGCUGUCACCCCCCCCCUGUCCUGUCACCCCCCCUCCCCUCCUGUCCCAGCCCUACCCAGGGGACACCUGCGUCCUGCCUCCUCCCAAGUCCCGUGGGGCUGGAGGCCACAGUGGGUCGGUGCCCACCCUGGAGCGCCUCAUGCCAGGGGGAGUUGGGCCGCAGGCAGCAGCAUGGGGCUGUGUCUGGGGACAGCCAUCACCCUCACCUCCUUCAGGGAUUUUGUACCUGAUUUGGGUUUUUCUGAAUAAAACUGCGAGUCAGCGGCA